AUGAGCUCUCCAGUUGAAAUGCUCAAGAGCGUGCUGGUUCUCCAGCUCGAGGCCAUUAAAGCGCUUGUGAUUGAAUAUCAUCAACAAACAGAAGCUUAUGUGCAGCAGUUUGGGCACCAUCCACUAUCGCAAGAUCCAAUGGAUGCUGCCCAUGAUGCACGUAUUGUAUUGCGUCCAUUACCAUCCCUGGCCGAAAAUUGUAUUGUCUCGGAAGUCAUUGUGGAGGCUAUUAAGAAACAUUGUGGGGGUGAAAUGUGUGCAACAUCAGUCGAACAUUUGGAAAGUAUCUUGUCUAUAGCUAAAAAUGACGUAAGGACUGUGGACGACCGAGUUCACGCACUUUUCGUGUUGGACGCAAGUCUGACCCACAAACAGCUUCAGAAGGAAAUGCAGUCUCGAUUUGAAGCAAAACAGGGCUAUGAUUUAUUGGUGGAGUGGCUUGCAGUGAGUUGUAGCUACAAGGAUGAGAUUUCUAAAGCGUUUACGGAAUUAUUAUUGCUGGUGCUUCAGAAGAAUGUUCCAGUCAUGGCAUUCACAAUUAAGACAAUGAUCAAGAAUUUGACUCAAUACAAAAAAGUCAUGAAGGGAAAGAAGAACAAGACACUUUUGCAGGCUGUUGUAGAUCAAUACCACAAGAAAAUUAGUCCGUAG
Molecule: messenger RNA, 651 nt
Organism: Peronospora belbahrii
Lineage: Eukaryota; Oomycota; Peronosporomycetes; Peronosporales; Peronosporaceae
Source: the annotation of a GenBank genome assembly